AUCAAAAUCAUACAUUUAUUUUUAUUGAAUAAAAUGGACAAAUCUGAAAAAAUCGCAUACGCUUCAGUUUUGUCUCUUCUUUCUCUUUCUCUUCUUCUUCUCAUAAUCUUUCUCUUCUUAUUAUGCAGAAAAAAACCAAACCGGUCCGACGACGAAUCUCUUCUUCCAGAAACCAAACCGGCCGGUCUUGCUUAUCCGUUAACCGAAUUAGAUUCAGCAACCGACGGAUUCAACCAGCGACGAAUCAUCGGUUCUGGUCGGUUAGGAACGGUUUACGCUGCUAUUAUUCCAGAUCAUAAAAACCUCGUCGCGGUUAAAAGAAUACACCCCGGUUUAGUUUUGAGUAAACCGGGUUUCGGUUUUUCCACGGUUAUUAAAUCGCUUUCUUCUUCUCAUCAUCCAAACGUCGUUUCAAUCUUAGGAUUCUCAGAAGCUCCCGGAGAAAGAAUCGUAGUUACAGAAUUCGUCGGAGAAGGAAAAAGCUUGAGUGAUCACUUACACGAAGAAUCAGCGGUUGCGGUUGAAUUUGGUUGGAAAACGCGUUUUAAAAUCGCGGCGGGAGCAGCGAGAGGAUUGGAGUAUCUACACGAAAUCGCAAACCCUAGAAUCGUUCACGGUCGAUUUACGUCAUCGAAUAUAUUGAUAGACGAGAAAUCAACGGCUAAGAUUUGCGAUUACGGAUUUGGGUUUUUGAUUCCGAUUGAAAAAUCUGGGAUUUUUGGGUAUAUAGAAGAAGGUUAUUGCAAAGAAAGUGAUGUGUAUGGAUACGGCGUCGUUUUAAUGGAGAUUUUGAGUGGAAGAAGAAGUGAAAAUGGAUUGAUUGUGAAAUGGGCAACACCAUUGAUUAAAGAACAGAGAUUUGGUGAGUUUUUAGAUCCGAGGAUUGUUGUUCAAAGUGAGAUUAAGAGUUUGGUAAUAAGAUUAGCGAAGGUUGCUUUGGCUUGUGUCGGGAAUUCACGGAGGAGUCGGCCGUCGAUUUCUGAAGUGGCGGCGAUUUUGAAUAGUUUGGAGAUGGAAGGAGGGUGAUUUGGAUAAUUUUAAAAGUUUUGGGGUUUUAGAGAUAAAAAUUUGGAAUAAAGGGAUAUAGCUGUUAUUAGUUGAACAGCAACGUAAAUGUUGUUUUAAUGCCGUGUAUAUUAUAUAGUUUUAUUUUAUAGAGUUAGAAUUCGGUUUCAUGUGAAUCAAUUAAGAAUAUUAAUGAUGUUGUUGGGUUAUUUUUUAACAAUUCAUAAUGUUUUGGGAUUUUACAGAGAAAACAGAAAUUAAAGGGGGUGUUGUAGAAAA
Molecule: messenger RNA, 1284 nt
Organism: Arabidopsis lyrata subsp. lyrata
Lineage: Eukaryota; Viridiplantae; Streptophyta; Magnoliopsida; Brassicales; Brassicaceae
Product: serine/threonine-protein kinase-like protein ACR4
Exons: 1
Coding region: 34-1026 (330 amino acids)
Biological process (GO): protein phosphorylation
Cellular component (GO): plasma membrane
Molecular function (GO): protein kinase activity; ATP binding
Source: RefSeq, a predicted model, not a curated record